This is a messenger RNA of Oreochromis niloticus (Nile tilapia), 4445 nucleotides long. Its product is annotated as rabphilin-3A. Gene Ontology annotation, cellular component: extrinsic component of synaptic vesicle membrane; postsynaptic membrane; neuron projection. The record is from RefSeq and is a predicted model, not a curated record. Bases 470 to 2389 code for a protein of 639 amino acids. Gene Ontology annotation, molecular function: small GTPase binding. The transcript is spliced from 20 exons. NCBI's taxonomy places the organism in Eukaryota, Metazoa, Chordata, Actinopteri, Cichliformes, Cichlidae. Gene Ontology annotation, biological process: spontaneous neurotransmitter secretion; intracellular protein transport; exocytosis.
CUGCCCAGGGUACCAAGGGCUUUCCAUCCUCCGCGCAGGAUAGAAGACCAGUUCCCACGCACUGGGGUGAUCCACUGUGCAUUUCAGCAACAGACUACUCUUCCAGGAAAAAUAAAUAAAUAAAGCCACAGGCUUUUGUGACGGGCACCAUGCGCAAUGACUAACUCCGUGGUCGGAUCCGAGCGCUGCACAGAAAUUUAGUCCGCAUCAUUCCCUGACAGCUCCCUGAGAGAGAAGGAGAGGCGAGAGAGGCAGGGCUGGAUUCACAGAUCUGAUGUAAGAGAACAGACCUGGUAAGUCAUGUGGGAGACUGUGUGGUUGCAGUCCCUGGGCGUUGCUGCAGGAUUUUUUAGGAGCGCACGCUGGAGGCUUGCAGACUAUGGAGGAAAAACGUCAAGCUGAUCACUGAUGUGGGGAGGGCUGCUUCUCAACUCCAGCUGUGCCACAGAGCAGACUGCAACAGAGCAGCAUGACAGACACAGUGAUGAGCAGCAGCUCGGAUCGCUGGGUGUCCAAUGACAGGCAGAGGAACAUGCACGCUAGUGAUAAAGAACAGGGAAACUGGACCAUGCAGCCAGGCCCCGGUCCCGGUCCAGACCUCACCGAUGAAGAGAAGGAGAUUAUAAACAGUGUGAUCGCCCGCGCUGAGAAAAUGGAGGCCAUGGAGCAGGAGAGAAUUGGGCGUUUGAUAAACCGCCUGGACGACAUGAAAAAGACUGUGUGUGGGGAUGGAGUGUCCCGCUGUUUGCUGUGUGGAGAGCAGCUGGGCUCACCUGGGGUCAGCUCAGUGGUGUGCGAGGACUGCAAAAAGAACAUGUGUACCAAGUGUGGCACACAGUGUGGCAGUCGGCCACGCGCUGUGUGGCUGUGCAAGAUCUGCAGAGAACAGCGAGAGGUGUGGAAGAGAUCUGGUGCCUGGUUUUUCAAAGGUUUCCCUAAGCAUUUCCUGCCAUCGCCGAUGCCAUUAUCUAAAUCAAAAGAGACAGGUGCCCAGGAGGCAGCAGAGCCCCAGAGGCCAAAAGCCUCUGGGCCCAGGGAGACAGUAACCCAACAACAAGCACCAGGUCAGAAUCAAAAUGAGGCUCUUGCCUCUGAACAACAGGUCUCAGGGCCCGAGCCACAGGGCCGUCCUGGUUACCCACCUGUGGCCCCUAAACCAGUUAUGCGCAUGGCCUCAGGUGGGGCUGGCCCAGAAGAGGCCGGGCAGGGCAGCCCAGUGGUGAUGAAGAAGAUGGUGCCUGUCCAGAGCACCAGACCACAGCCUUGUGCAUCCACCAACAUGACGCAGCAGGGUUCAAUGGUCGGAGAUGGAGGUGCUUACUCUUCCGGUGCAGUUCCUCCAGAGCAGAGAGCGCCUCCUGCAGUGAGAGAGGACAGGAGGCAGCCGACUGCCUACGGUGCCCCUCCUGCCCGACAGCAACCUCCCCCAGCUGAGGAGGAGGAGGAAGCCAAUGACUAUGACUCGGAUGAAGCCACCACUCUGGGCUCUCUAGAGUUCAGUCUUCACUAUGAACAGGAAAGCAACAGCCUCCACUGUACCAUCCUCAAAGCAAAGGGACUGAAACCCAUGGACUCAAAUGGACUGGCAGAUCCUUAUGUCAAGCUUCAUCUGCUGCCAGGGGCUAGUAAGUCGAACAAGCUGCGCACAAAGACGCUGAGAAACACCCGCAACCCUGUGUGGAACGAGACGCUCACCUACCAUGGCCUGACAGAUGAGGACAUGCAGCGUAAGACCCUCAGGGUCUCUGUCUGUGACGAAGACAAGUUUGGGCAUAAUGAGUUUAUCGGGGAAACCCGAGUGGCACUGAAGAAACUGAAGAUGAAUCAGAAGAAAAACUUCAACGUGUGUCUAGAGAGAGUUGUGCCUACGAAGAGAACCGCAACAGCCGGCACAGCCAGAGGGAUCGCUCUCUACGAGGAUGAGCCGGGGAAAGACGGCACAGAGGUAGAAGAGCGUGGUCGGAUUCUGAUAUCCCUCCUGUACAGCACCCAGCAGAACCGCCUCAUUAUAGGCGUCGUGCGCUGCGUCCAUCUGGCGGCCAUGGAUGCUAACGGUUACUCCGACCCGUAUGUCAAAAUAUGUCUGAAGCCUGACAUGGGGAAGAAGGGAAAGUGCAAAACACAAAUCAAGAAGAGGACUCUGAACCCAGAGUUUAACGAGGAAUUCAGUUUCGACAUCAAACACAGUGAACUGGCCAAGAAGACGCUAGAUAUAUCAGUGUGGGAUUACGAUAUUGGGAAGUCCAAUGACUACAUAGGUGGAUGUCAGUUGGGUAUCACUGCCAAGGGAGAGAGGCUGAAGCACUGGUAUGAGUGUUUGAAGAACAAAGACAAGAAGAUUGAGCGCUGGCACACCUUGUUGAAUGAGAAUCACGUUGCUAGUGAUUAACCACUUGCCCCACCGCACCAUACAGCAUGUGCUCAUACUAUCCUUCCUAGCUGGCUUGCAUUUAUCUUCUGAUCAACUUUUUUUUUAACCAUGUUCUUGUUUAUUACUUAAUCUUCUGUAUUCACUGCUCCCGUUUGCCCUCUUCCCCGAGUUAGUACACUGUUCUGUCCCGUUUCCUUAUAAACGAUUCCUCUGCCUACACUGAUACUUAAUCUGCACCAAAUCAUGGCGUAAAUGAAUUAGAAAUUUUCGUUUAUGUAGCCGAGACAUCUGUUAGCAAACAGCCGCACAAAGGCCAUCACGGCCGUCAGCGAUGUUACACGUUGUGCCGAACUUGACACGUUCUUCGCAAAGGAAAAUGAUGUUUGACUUGCACAGAACAAGAAAAGCAAUAUGCUACGGCAUCUGUCAAAACCUUUGCUCAAGCUUAAAAAAAGGCUCAAUGGAGCUCACGCUUAAAAUUUAUUAGACUGUAAAGGUAUUAUCUUUGUUUUCUCACGUGAUGACAUCACGCUGUAGUGUAACACUUGACCUGUAUAAGCAUGCCACGCCACACACAACACUACAUGCAGCUGCACCUUCAGAUACUUCAACUUUCUCAGCAUAUUGUAUAUUACCAUGAAGAAAUGUUUACAUAAUGAUACAUUGCUCAGGUUAGUAUAGACAUCUGAUUACAACAGAUGAUUCAUAAGUCAGUGGACCAUGAGCUAGAUCAAUCUUCAAUCAGUUGCUGUUAAUUUGUGAUUUAAGAUUAGAGCACACUUAGUUUAAACCAGGAGGUUUUAUUCUGUGUGGUAAUUUAAACUGUGAACUCUGAGUUUGUGGAAAGUAUUAACUUUGUGUUUAGAGAAACUGAAAAAUGAACCUUUAUGUUUAUUUUCCAGUUGAUUUCUUUGUCGCGGUGAGAACUGGCAGGAAACAAAAAAAAAAAGAAUUUCAUCCUGCUACCUCUACUCCUCUGAAGCUAGCGGUUCACCCUGACACCUCAGAGGUUUUCUACUGCAGUGUUUACAUGGAAUGCACAGAGUCAGGUUUCUUACAGCUUUCCCUAACAAAUUUGGCUGCUCCGCUUAACAAGCAGAGAAGGCUGGACAGGUUAUGCCAUUAGUAUGUGCAGCUUUACCUGCAUGCACUGUGCUUGUGACUCUUGUGUGCCUGGGGCAGUCAUGGCCCGCUUUUACCCCGAUGUACCCUUUGCACAAGACAGCCACCCCCACCCUCCUCGGUCUGCCCACACCCCAAUCAUUCAAGGCUUUAGUGUGCGUUUGUUCACUGAUUACAGAAAACCAAGGAAAGCACACCUUACAAAGUGGAUCGACCUCAAUUUCUACAGCUGUCUGCAAGUUAUUCCAAUAACAUAUUCCAUAACAAAGACGAAAACAAAAAGAUUCUAUGCAUGAAAUGUCUUGUGGUUCAAGAUACAGAUACAUAUAUAUAUAUAUACUUUGUAAGAAAUCAAUGCUAUUGUAAUUCCAUCAAUGUUUACACUUCUCCCCCACAACAUUCCUGUUAAUACUUUAUAUUCAACAGGGCAUAUUCUGCAUGACUAUAACGACUAUGGUGUAAUCUGAAUAAACUGGUUUGUUAGCAUCCACAGGAUAGACUAAUAAUCAGCUGAGCACAUCAUAAUAUGACAAUGUCCAACUCUAUCAGUAGCAGACUAUGACAUUAAUCUUAUACUUUGAACGAGAGGUCCUGUACAUAAAAUCUUUCCAGCGUCUUGUUUUCUCUGUAAAACCACUCUGCCCCCUCGUGGCAGUUAUUCAGACACCCUCCAGGCCUGCAUUUGUGCUAUUUCAGCCACAGUGAUCGUCAAAUGAUGAUCGGCAUUUUGCUGUUUCAAAAAGCAAAACGAGCAGAAAACAAAAGCAGGCUUUCUCCUGAGCUACACCCACACCUGUCUUCUUCUUGUUUCAGCCAGUUCAGUGGAAUGUUUCUUCUUUAAUCUCUGUAUUUGUACAUAGAUAGUGCAUGCAAUGGAAAGAUGUAUGUUUGCAAAUAACUUUGCAUGUAAAGAUUUUGCAGAGAGUUUACACAGAUCAAUAAAGUCUAAGGA